CUGGACGAGAUCCUCCAUUACAUAUCCUCCAUACCCCCUCCGUCCCUCCCUGCCUCUGGAAUUCAGCUUAUCUUGGAGAUCUCCUGCAGAGAGGUGAAACGCCCAAGCUAGUCAAUCCUAGCAGGAAAUAUAGGAUGCAAUGGAGAACAAUUUCGAACACACAAGCGCGACCACAAGGGAGUUUACACUUGAAUUCUUGGAACAAAUUACCGAUAAGUUUUCUGAGGAGCACAUCAUUGGUCGUGGUGGGUAUGGAGUAGUUUACAAGGGAGUAUUGGAAAAUGGGGAAGAGAUUGCUCUCAAAAAGCUUCAUCACAUGCCGGGACUUGACGACACGCAGUUUAGGAAUGAGUUUAAUAAUCUUAUGAGGGCCCAACAUCCAAAUAUUAUCCGGUUGGUUGGCUAUUGCUAUAAUCUAGGACAUCAACGCAUUAAGUAUGAUGGUGAAUAUAUUUUUGCCCUUGUGGAAGAAAGAGUUCUUUGCUUUGAAUAUUUGCAUGGUGGAAGCCUUGACAAGCAUAUUUCUGACGAAUCGUGUGGACUCGAUUGGCAGACACGUUUCAAAAUUAUUAAGGGAGUUUGUGAGGGUUUAAAUUACCUUCAUAAUGGAUCCAGAGAUCCUAUUUACCAUCUUGACUUGAAACCUGCAAACAUAUUAUUAGACCAGAACAUGGUCCCAAAAAUUGGAGAUUUUGGUUUGUCAAGACUCUUCCCAUCAGUACAAACCUAUAUCACUAUUAAAAUUAUAGGAACACCCGGAUACAUGCCACCAGAAUACAUCGAGAGAUAUGAAAUCACAUCAAAGUAUGACGUAUUCAGUUUGGGUGUUGUAAUCGUGCGGAUAGUGGCAGGAGAUGAAGGCUACUCCAAAUGUGCGCAUAUGUCUUCGCAAGAAUUUAUUGAACAUGUACAUGAAAACUGGGGGAAACGACUGCGGGAAACAAUGUCGUCAUAUACAUCAGAGGAGGUUAGGAUAUGUCUUGAAAUAGCACUGAGGUGUGUGGAGGUCGAUCGUGAGAAACGGCCUACUAUAGCAGAGAUUGUUGAUGAACUGAACAAGGUUGAUACUGCAGAAAGUUCACCUAAAGGCGAGGUCACCAACCACCGAAACAAGCAUUCCUUAAACCAAAAUACGAACUCAGAGCGGCGAGGCAGAAUCGUAUUCUCUGCCAACUACAGGCCCCCGCUGCCAUUCGACAUCUUCUCCUGCCCUUUCAUGCCUUUGUCCAUCAAAGAUGAGCUCCAUCUCACUGAUGGCAUGUCCUACAACUACAACGGCUGCCCAAUCCCUCCCGCUGCACUGAAGACCCUUCUGAAGAUCCCCAAGCUGGCUGAAGAAAGCAGCGCCACUGAUGCGGACGUCGACGCUGGCCAUGUCUCUGGCCUUCUCUUUAUCUCGGAGAGGGACCAAGGGCUUGAGACACUCUGCGUCAGCUUGUGGUUCAGUGCUGAUGGCAAGGUCAAGGUCUUCACCCUCGCCGACAUUUUUGGCUCAGCGGACUUCAGCGGCAUGCGCCUGGAGGAUAGUGGCUGCAUUGGCGGUGGCUACAGUGUAGGUUAUCGCAACGUCGACUACUCUCUCAUCUACGUCUCCACCAAGGAGGCAGUGCAGGAAUGCCGUAGCCCCUGGACUGUCGUGUACAGAACCAACCUCACAACAGGCAAGACGGAUCGCCUCACUCCACAAGGGGUGUUUGAUUUGAGCCCGGCGGUGUCGCCGUCAGGGAAGACUGUCGCAGUAGCAUCAUUUGAAGGGAGGAGUUGGAAUGGCGAGAUCGAGAACCUGAAGACAGAUAUCUACGUGAUGAACGUGGAUAGUGAGGAGUGUCAGGGCCUGGGUCGCAAGCUACUCAUUAAGAAUGGUGGUUGGCCAUCCUGGGGCAGCGACAACGUCAUCUUCUUCCAUCGAGGCACCGACAAAACCCUUCCCUCGAGCAUGGUUGAAACAGCUUGGGGCGUGUUCCGGUACAACAUCAGCACCAAGGUAACCAUCCAGGUUACUCCCGAAGAGUUGGACGCGGUGACUCCAGCGGCUAUCAGUGAGACCAAGGUGGCGGUGGCGACCAUCCGCCAGAAGUCCAAGUACAGCGACGUCCGUCUAAAGGCGCAAUACCGGCACAUUGAGGUCUUCGACACAAAUGCCCCGUGGCUGCCACCUGUACAGAUCACCCAGAAGACAAGGCCAGAAAGUGACCACUACAACCCCUUUGUGCUGGACGGUGGGCAGCGCAUUGGAUACCACCGCUGCAGGAGCGAUCUCCUGCAGCACGGAGACCUCGUCCCUCAGAACUUGCACAAGGUGGAGUCGCCGGUGAAGGAAGUCGGGUUGUAUCGGGUGUCUGGCAUGUUUCCGACCAUCUCCAAGGAUGGCUCCAAGCUCGCAUUUGUCGACAAUGAGUUCAAAGCGGUGUGGAUCGCUGAUAGCCAAGGGCUGCGUGUCGUGUACGAGAAAAGAGGGCCGGACAGCGUCUUCUGCCCUGUUUGGAACCAGAACCCAGACAAGGACAUCCUCUACAUCUGUGUUGGCCCCUCAUUCAACGCCCAGAAGCCACUGGAGAUCUACUCCAUCCGCAAUGCCUCCAGCAACGCACGACAGAAUGUCAAAAGGCUCACCCAUGGCGGGUUCAACAACGCAUUUCCGUCGAGCAGCCCGGACGGGAACAAAUUCGUGUUCCGGUCGACGAGGGAUGGAGGUGAGAAGAGGCACAAGAACCUGUACAUAAUGCUGGACACGGAUAUGGGUGAAUACGGUGAAGGCUGGGAGACGAGGCUGACGAAAGGGUCAUGGACAGACACCCAUUGCCAGUGGUCCCCGAACGGUGACUGGAUCGUCUUCUCAUCAACGCGCGGCAAACCGCCGCUGGGCUCUGGCAAUCUGAAUAACGGCACAGGGUACUACUCCCUGUACCUGGUGAAGGCAACUGACCCAAUGGUGCUGAUCAGGGUGGCGAGCAAUGGGGGCGACAUCGGUCACAUAAGCCACCCAGUUUUCAGCCCGGACGGGAGGAGCAUCGCCGUGACGGCAGACCUAGCGGCGGUGUCUGUGGACCCGAUCUCGCUGCCAAAGUUCAUGCAUGCAGUGCGGCCCUAUGGUGACAUCUUCUUGGUGGACAUCGACAACCCAGACAACAAGAAAAAGAAUGAAGACAUGAUCAAGGGGUUCCACCGGGUCACGCACAGCAGGUACGAGUGCGGGACGCCGGCGUGGACGACGACCUUGACCGGUGCGACGGAGCCAAAUGUGCAGUGGAACAUGUUGCUGGACAUGGAUCAGUUGUACAAACCGGUGUGUCCGUACGUCCACCCCGACGGGGGCGAGAGCUGGCACAUGACCGGCCACCUCUGCAUCCCCAAGAGAGCCUGCUGAUGACAAUUGCUACAUGAAACAUGAAGGCACAAGUGUUGUAUGCAUGCCAAGCUAAUCAGGCUCAGUACUG
This is a messenger RNA of Triticum dicoccoides, 3437 nucleotides long. RefSeq lists its product as uncharacterized. The coding region runs from base 140 to 3367 and encodes 1075 amino acids. Lineage: Eukaryota; Viridiplantae; Streptophyta; Magnoliopsida; Poales; Poaceae. Gene Ontology annotation, biological process: protein phosphorylation. The record is from RefSeq and is a predicted model, not a curated record. Gene Ontology annotation, molecular function: protein kinase activity; ATP binding. The transcript has 9 exons.